Engraulis encrasicolus (European anchovy) is the source of this 1546-nucleotide messenger RNA. Its product is annotated as modulator of macroautophagy TMEM150B-like. Gene Ontology annotation, cellular component: plasma membrane. The record is from RefSeq and is a predicted model, not a curated record. Bases 308 to 1009 code for a protein of 233 amino acids. NCBI's taxonomy places the organism in Eukaryota, Metazoa, Chordata, Actinopteri, Clupeiformes, Engraulidae. The transcript is spliced from 6 exons.
UGCUGGUGAAGUCAAGCGAAAUCUCAAGUCCUCGUAAAGUACACAUACUAUAAUAUUCGAAAUGUUAUUGUAGACUUGUGAAAAAAAAAAUCCUCGUCGUAAUUAUUCGUGGGAACUUGCUGGGGAAGAUUCCUUUCCGAUGUCACACGUUUACUUAAUAUUGUUUAGGUAAGGAUAAGUUACGGGCUAAGCUCAAGUUUGGCAGGGCAAAUGACAGGGCAGUGGCUGGCGUUGACAGGGGUAUUCAUAAACUCUUUGUGUACGCGAUGUAAACAAAUAGUGUGCGCGCUCAACUCCUCGUGCGGGUAUGUGGACAUGGACAUUACUUCCUGUCUUGCUGACAGUGACGGGCAUCGUGGGAACCUGGAUAGUAUGUGCUGUUUCACUGUCCAAUGAUUCUGUCAAUGUGACUGUAAAAUUUCCUUUCAUCAGUCAGUGUGCGGUCCGUCAGCCUGAGAGUUCUCUAUUCUGCGUCUUCUGUAAUGUGUGGACCUUUCUGAUUGUGUGGGUGGUGGUGAUUCGCUAUCAGUUGGUCAGGGAGCUGAGUGACAGCUGUUGCCGCGGUAACCUGUCCGGCCUGGUGCUCGGCCUCCUCGCUGCAGCUGGAGUUACUCUGCUCGGAAGCUUCCCGAUGAGGGUAUUUUUCCUGAUGCACCUGCUGGGGGCAUACCUAGCCUUCUUUGUGGGUGUGGCAUUCUUCUGGGUGCAGCUGUGGUUGACCUAUCAGGCGGAGCCGUCCCAUGACAGGUGCUGGACCGGGCCACUGCGCGCCUCCCUCUGCAGCCUCUGCACCUCCUGCCUUCUAGGCAUGUUCGUACUGAAGGCUGUGGGCCUCAGGGAUCUGGCGGCCAUGAGUGAAUGGGCCAUGGUCUUCCUCUUCUUCCUCCUCUUCGGAACCUUUGCCAUCGAGUUCCGCCACAUCCACCGUUGCCAUGCAACCGUGCUGAUGCAGGGCGGUUCUGUGGGAGGCAGUGAUGAUGUGGCCGUGGGGUGGCGUCCAGUGGUGUAGGAGACGCUAUGUUGUCAGAGUUGCUGUUUUAUAUUUUUGUAUCUUAUCUGUGUCACAUGGAAAAACUACCUAAAUAAUUGUUAAUGUCUUUAUAGGUGACACAUUGUAAAGUGCAGCUUGACAUUACAUGAUAUGAUGUGUGUUAACACUGUAUGCUGACACCCAGAUUAGUUUGAGUACAGUCUGCAUAGCAUGUGCUAAAAAUAUGAAACAUCGAUGGACUUUCAGGAUGUUGCAUAAUGCCUCAAUGCUUUGUGGAACAUGUUUACGUUCUUGUGUCAUGUGACUACACAGUCUGCCCACUAGGUGGCAGGCAAAGUUCACUGCAGCCAGAGCCCUUGAUGACUACAGCCAGACAUGGCUCUGACUGCAGCUCUUGUAUUGACUGUUGACUGACUGCUGGCUGGACAAAUAGCCUAACACAGCCCACUAUUGUGUGUUGUUUAACAGAAAAAAACAGUGUAUCUGCCUCACCACAGUGUGACCCUGACUGUCCUAACCUACUGUUACCUGUUCAGUUAACACCAAUACACACUU